Messenger RNA from Aspergillus alliaceus, 2665 nucleotides. Its product is annotated as peptidase M60, viral enhancin protein. The record is from RefSeq and is a predicted model, not a curated record. NCBI's taxonomy places the organism in Eukaryota, Fungi, Ascomycota, Eurotiomycetes, Eurotiales, Aspergillaceae. The transcript has a single exon. Bases 89 to 2665 code for a protein of 858 amino acids.
UCCAACUUCACGUCGAUCAGGUUUGUGCCACGCCCUUUGCUCGCAAAUAUUCCUCUCAACCUCUUCACAAUCGCCAGUCUUCACUACCAUGGCUAUCAAAACCAAGCAUAUUCCCGUCCUCCCUCGCCCAAAAUGGCUCGAUGCCGCAGGAAUGGGCAAGGGAAUUGGACAUGAUCGCCAGCACUUGACCAUUGUUCUCGCUGCAGGCCAGACGAUCAAGGCCCGCCAAACCAACACCGCAUUCACCGGUGAACUCACACUUCGCUUGCUGAAUGACGACAACAAAACAGAGGCUUCAGAAAAGGUGGGUACCGGCUGGACUGACCUCAGUGUGGGUGUCGUCUCUGUGCCCUUCAUCGACACUUGGUACACCGAGACAUCGGAAGGUGCGGUGGAACCAGUGGUUGAAUUCGAGUAUCCCGACGGUUCAAAGCAAUUGCCCGUGUAUCAGAAAGGCCAAAGCCAAGCCGACUUUUUCAAGCAGUGGGAUAGCCAGGGGUCGGAGUUUGCGCUAAUCGACUCCAGCUACACGCAGGUUCUGGUGCCUGUGGUCGAUAAAGAGGCGCUGAGACAUCCACAAGUGGUGGACGAUAUCGAUGGUUUGAUCGGAUACUAUGAAUCGGUGUUUUCAUUCUAUAACUCCUUGGCUGGGCUGUCCUUUGAACCGGAGCGUCCGAGCGACCUGAACAGCGCCAAUCGCUACUUUAUGAAAGCGGAUAAGAAUGGUGCCGGAGGAGCAUAUUACGGCGGUAGCUGGACCGCGGCGUCAACCAAUGCAAUCAAGGACUGGUGGCUGCUUCCGGAGGCGAGCAACUGGGGCAAUUUGCAUGAGAUUGGCCAUGGCUAUCAGAUGUCCUUCCGGAAUGACCGCUAUUUUUGGAACGGUGAAGUGUCCAACAAUGUUUAUGCUGCCUUUUACCAGAGCGCCUAUCUGGGUGACCGCAAGUUCAAGGAAGGUUGGCUGUACAAUUAUGGAAAGCAGGCCCAGGUGGAACAAGGCAUCAUGAAUGAUAUUAAUUCUCACAAGUCCCUCAAUGACUGGGAUCUGCGUGCGAAGCUAUAUUUCCUUGUGCUGAUGGUGGAAAAGGCGGGUGUGGACGCCUUUGCAGAUUUCAAUCAGCAAUAUCGCCUGGUCAGCAACCAAGCGAAUUUUAGUUCUUCUGAUCAUCUGCUGCUUGAUAUGCUCUCUGACAGUUUUACUCGCGUUGGACACGUCGAUGUGACGCCUUUUGCCGAGCUAUGUAGUGGAUUUAUCUCGCCAACUCAACGCGAGAUCAACCAAUUCAGCCAAGCCAGAGCGGUCUAUCCGUUGAAUCAGCUGGUAGAAGGAGACACGUUAAUUAAGCUGCAAGCUCAGCUCCAUUUGGAGAGCUCUCUCGCUCUGGUCGAUGUCCCGCAGUUACUCGCCAGCGGGCUUAAGGGCAAUAUUACCCUCGAACUGAAAGUCGACGACUUUACCCAGGUGUAUGGGAAGACAGUCACCGUCAUGGAUGGCUCCCGCUAUGUGCGCCAGCUUCCCAUUGAAACCCAGAAUAUAAGCCUCGGUGAUUUGCCUAUCGGCGUCUACUCUCUGCGUUUACCUCUGGGUAGAAACAAAAAGUAUCAAGUGGACCAACGUUACCUCGUCGUCAAGCCCGGGUCAGCCCAGGUACAGGUAAACUUUGCCCCUCAGACAGGUUCUCAAGUGGCAACACAGGAGCUCAAGUUCCUUGGCCUUGGAGACGACCUCUUCAGUACCGUACUCAUCGACCAAGUAAACCAAGUUGUGCAAGUGGCCGUGACAAGUAAGGACCCGCAUUCUUACUUCGGAAGUGAAACCUACGCGGAGAUCGUGAUAAAAGAUAGUGGCGACACAGAGAAGUUCCGCGCCACGAUGCCAGGCGUUGGAGCAACACUGUGCAAUGAUAAAAUACACUUCGAGCCUGGCUACACGCUGGAGGUUUACCAUGCGGAGCCCAGCCACAGGUUACAGCUGAGGCCGGACUUUAACGGUGUAAUCGACCAUGAGCAAAAGACGAAUAUAUUUGAGAUAACCUCCAGUGGCCUCAAAAACAAGACACUGAACAAUGACCCAUUGACAGCCCUAUCGGCGCGGAUAGCAUCUGCAGCGGCUGUACUUCGUAAUCAUCCUACUCUGUUGCAUGCCGAGCCUCCCAGCAAAGUUGAGAUCUGGCUCGCUAUCAACCAAUUCACCGGCUCUCAGCGCGAUGAUCUCCUGAAGCAAUAUGCCGACUGCAUACCAUCUGACAAUGCCGCGGCCGGGGAGGGACUUGGUAAUUCCUUCACAGCAUCAUUCAAAGGAAUCGGUGAUUGGCAUUUCCUGACCGCAGAGUUGGAUCUGGCCGGAAGGAAACUGACCGUGCACCUGAGAGCCGGGGUUGCCCACAACUAUUUUCCCGAUACUUAUGCAUCGUUGCAGGCCAUUGAUGUUGACGAAAAUGAGCUGCUCGAUCUUGAUGUCAAGGGCAACACGACACAGAAGGCACAGGACUGGACCCUGCCGAUUUCCGGCUAUGGAGGAGAGGUGCUGAACAUCCGUCAUGAGGAAGCGCCUACCCGUCUUUUCAUCAGCAAUAAUAUGCAGAACCUUCGCCUGUCUGAUCGUGAUACAAUUCAGAGCUAUCGUGUGACCGCAACGGGGCUUCAACUUAUUCCCAAGGCCUAA